Messenger RNA from Leptopilina heterotoma, 884 nucleotides. RefSeq names its product protein mago nashi homolog (gene mago). Gene Ontology annotation, biological process: RNA splicing. Gene Ontology annotation, cellular component: nucleus; exon-exon junction complex; catalytic step 2 spliceosome. The record is from RefSeq and is a predicted model, not a curated record. The transcript has a single exon. The coding region runs from base 130 to 570 and encodes 146 amino acids. Lineage: Eukaryota; Metazoa; Arthropoda; Insecta; Hymenoptera; Figitidae.
GCGUGAGAGUCUAGAGCUAGACAGUUGUUUCUAUGGUUUGAAUACUCAAAGCUAACCAGGUUAUAAAAAUUAUCAAACAUUUGUUUUCCAUUUGAAAAUAGUAAUUAAUAAGAAAUAAAGUUUCCAAAGAUGUCGACAGACUUUUACAUUCGCUACUACGUGGGGCAUAAAGGAAAGUUCGGACACGAGUUCCUGGAGUUUGAAUUUCGGCCCGACGGCAAACUACGUUACGCGAAUAAUUCCAAUUACAAAAAUGACACGAUGAUUCGGAAGGAAGCUUACGUUCAUCAGUGCGUGAUGGAGGAGCUGAAGAGAAUAAUUCAGGAUUCCGAGAUAAUGCAAGAGGACGAUUCUCUGUGGCCUCAGCCCGACCGAGUUGGACGGCAAGAGCUCGAAAUUGUCAUUGGUGACGAGCACAUUUCCUUCACCACCUCCAAGACCGGCUCUCUCCUCGACGUCAAUCAGUCAAGGGAUCCUGAAGGUCUUCGUUGUUUUUAUUAUCUCGUCCAAGAUCUCAGGUGCUUGGUUUUCUCGCUUAUUGGACUUCACUUCAAGAUCAAACCCAUAUAGUUCCUUGCUGUGAAUAUUUUGUAAACAACGCCGGGCAAUUGACAAGUUCACCUUUUCUAUACAUUUCAUUACAAAUCUUUCUUUGUAUUAGACACGCGCUUCUCAAUUGAACCCAAAAUAAUUAUGUCAUUUUCAUCGCAAGACUUGAAUAAAUUAUUAUUUUCUACGCAAAUAAGUUUAUAAAAUUUGACGAUUUUUCAGUUGUGUUACUUCAAAAAUUUCUAACCUUUAAAAUCUAGAUUUCGAGUUUGAAAGUUGAAAAAGGUUUUCGCUGGUUUGUACAUUUACUUUGCAAAUAAAGAAUUUAAAACAAA